AUGGGUCAAUGUGGCUCUCAAGGAAGAAAUCUUCCUGACACUGCUAAAGCUUCAUCCUGUCCACCUGAACAAGAGUUCUGUCUUCAACUUGGCAUCUGUGUCAGUAAGGGUCAAUGUGAUUCUCAAGGAAGAUCUCUUCCACCUGCAGCUGAAGCCUCAUCCUGUCCUCCUGGUCAAGAGUUCUGUCUUCAACUUGGCAUCUGUGUCAUUAAGGGCCAAUGUGGUUCUCAAGGAACAAAUCUUCCUGACACUGCUAAAGCUUCAUCCUGUCCACCUGAACAAGAGUUCUGUCUUCAACUUGGCAUCUGUGUCAGUAAGGGUCAAUGUGGCUCUCAAGGAACAAAUCUCCCCAAUACUGCCGAAGCCUCAUCCUGUUCUCUUGAACAAGAGUUCUGUCUUCGGCUUGGCACUUGUGUCAGUAAGGGCCAAUGUGGUUCUCAAGAAGCAAAUCUCCCCAAUACUGCCGAAGCCUCAUCCUGUUCUCUUGAACAAGAGUUCUGUCUUCGGCUUGGCACUUGUGUCAGUAAGGGUCAAUGUGGCUCUCAAGGAAGAAAUCUUCCUGACACUGCUAAAGCUUCAUCCUGUCCACCUGAGCAAGAGUUCUGUCUUCAACUUGCAUCUGUGUCAGUAAGGGUCAAUGUGGCUCUCAAGGAACAAAUCUCCCCAAUACUGCCGAAGCUUCAUCCUGUCCACCUGAGCAAGAGUUCUGUCUUCGGCUUGGCACUUGUGUUAGUAAGGGUCAAUGUGGCUCUCAAGGAUCUUCCUGACACUGCUAAAGCUUCAUCCUGUCCACCUGAGCAAGAGUUCUGUCUUCAGCUUGGCACAUGUGUCAGUAAGGGUCAAUGUUGUUCUCGAGGAACAAAUCUUCCCAAUCCUGCCGAAGCCUCAUCUUGUUCUCUUGAACAAGAGUUCUGUCUUCAGCUUGGCAUCUGUGUCAGUAAGGGUCAAUGUGGCUCUCAAGGAAGAAAUCUACCAGCUGCAGCUGAAGCCUCAUCCUGUCCUCUAGAACAUGAGUUCUGUCUUCGGCUUGGCACUUGUGUCAGUAAGGGUCAAUGUGGCUCUCAAGGAAGAAAUCUUCCUGACACUGCUGAAGCUUCAUCCUGUCCACCUGAACAAGAGUUCUGUCUUCGGCUUGGCACAUGUGUCAGUAAGGGUCGAUGUGGUUCUCGAGCAAUAAAUCUCCCCAAUACUGCCGAAGCCUCAUCCUGUCCACCUGGACUAGAGUUCUGUCUUCGGCUUGGCUCUUGUAUCAUCAAGGGCCAAUGUGAGCCAUCAGGGAUCCAUCGCGCCUCGACAAAGUUCAUCAGGUGUCCGCCCCAACAAGAAUUUUGCCUCCAACUUGGUACUUGUGUAUCUCGUGGCGACUGUUCUGGACUUGACCAACGACCCCGAGUCACAGGCGUGAACUGCCGCCGUGGACAGCUGUUCUGUCUGGUCACUGGCACUUGCGAGCCAGCGGGCAGCUGCGGGAAGGGUGGCAACCCUGGCGACGGCACCACCACCACCGCGUCACUCGGAGAGGUUUGCCCUCCUGACAAGGUGUUCUGUUUGUCGAGCGGGACGUGCGAGGCUGCUGGAGGGUGCGGCGACCGACCACCAGGCUCCAUGGCCACCAUGUGUCCCAGAGGGUACAUUUACUGCUUGCAGAAGAGAGAGUGUGUGAGCGCCAGCAAGGGGUGCGCCGACCCCUCCCCUACAAAGGCGAAGUCUUGUCGGGCAGGAACUGUAUUCUCAGUUACAACUGGCGCCUGUAUUCCUGAUCCUACUUACGGCACGGAUACGUCUGACUGGAUGCCAGAAUUAAAGUGUCCAGGGAACACAGAAAAGGCCUCCACCCGCGAACCAUUCACCUACUCCACCUGCAUCUCUAACCGCCACUGUCCCCUCAACUACAGCUGCUGCCCAGAUCCUGAGACGCUCCAUCUACAGUGUGUGGACGGCGCGGGUAACACGGAUAAGAACACCAUCAACAUGACGUGCCUAGUGAUUGGGAAACCCCGCCACGACACUGGCUUAGUGUGCACCCAUCCCGAGGACUGCCCAAUCACCUCCGUCUGCUGUAGCGGACGCUGCAGGUCUCUCAAAGGCACCUCCACCUGCCCACCCUCCACCAUGUACUGUCCCGUGACGAGGUCAUGCCUGACGCUGGGUAACUCCUGCAGCAAGGUCUGCCCCCCGAGGUACAUCUAUUGUGUGGCCACGGGCGAGUGUGGACCUGAGAACACAUGCGAGUUUGAUCAGUCAAGUGGGGCUCCUUGGACUUUACCUGGGCCUCUGAGGCUGCCCAGGAAUUACACCAGUGAUCCUUCUGGUAGCCAAAUACUCGUUUCUGAACUGUAUAGAAAUGCUACCACCAACAACUCGGACACAUCUGAAGUGGUGUUCACAGUGCAGAACUGUACGACGUGGUUUGGUUCGUGGAUGAAGCGUGGGUCUCCGUCGGACGUGUGGGUGCACCUGGAGCCCACCUCGAUGCUCUCCACCUCAAACUACCUGCGUUACAAGCCUUAUGCUAGUACCUACGCCUUUGGCCUGGAUUUUAUUAAUAUGACAGAGACGGAGAGCCAGCUGCCGCGGUUGGUUGUGGAGCUGGUGGCCCCGGAGAUCCCGGCUAUACAACUCACACUGGCAGCCUUGAACAUCUCCCUGAAGGAGGAUACGCCCAGGAUCAUCAGGCUGUCAGAGUUGGUCAACUUAACAUGUGAAGAUGACCGCUACUGGCAGGCUUGGGAAGAGGGCGCUGACUUGCCCAAACAAGCUUCCAAAGCCGGCCUUCUGGACUAUGGCAGCCCAACAGUAGUGUCAUGGGUGAGGUCGCUCCAGCAGCCUCGAUUCAACGCAAACAAGAUGUCUAACAUUAGUAAGAAAGGCGGUACCUGGCAGGGAAGUGGGAUGAGUGGAAGAAGUAGUAAAUAUAGCGAGGGACAAGGCAACUCUAGUUUCCCAGGGGAACCAGAAGGUCCCAAUGCAGCUGGAAGCACUGAGAGUGGAGAGAGAGGACUCAAGUUGGAGUGGGCUGCGGGACCUAACUCCCGGAAAAAGGCCAAAAUUCGCAUUGCCUAUUCACUAGACGGUGGUAACGUGUGGUUAACAAUGAAUCCGUUCCUGGGAGCGAAGUUACCCCUGUCGUCUUGUGAUGCAGCAAAAGACGUACUGGUGAGGUUACACCCUCCCUCGAAGGGCCUGAGAAGUCCCAAACUUCACGUCUCUGUCUACACUGACCAAGACACCGAACAUAGUAAUGAAACGUCCGCUCUCUUCCAAAACGAGUAUGAUAUUCCCUUGGAGAUCCAAGAGGCCAGCGGUGCCCCCGUGGCCCGACCCACCCCAAACCUGCGGCAGGUGCCCGUGCUGACCUAUGGUCUCCCGAACACCGGCUACCCAGCGCAUGUGUAUGCUAGCGCCUACUACAUAGACGGUGAUGAGAGCACCAAGAUGUCCAUCUUGAUCUUGCAGGCAUAUGGGAGUUACUUAGGAACUUGGCAGUACUCACUCGAUAAUGGAGCUACGUACAAAGAUAUUGUUGAUUUAGAAGAUGACCCAUUCCCGAAAACAAUGGGACUAGCAAAGUCUCACCAAGGCAUUGUUAACUUAGAGGAGGUAAUGGAGAAAACCAAGUGUGACUUCGAGAGUAUGUUGAGGGAGCCUAGCGCAUUUACCUCAAUGGGCAGUGACAAUGAAUGCAUGGAAAAGGUCAAGGAGAAGAUGAAAAUGUAUAACAGUAAGCCAGCGUCUAACACAACAGAGGGAGGCAAUGAAGACAUGUCUAGUACAGGGACAGAGAACACUGCACCUGCAGGGUCAAGUCAGGGCAAGAGAUUGCCAAGAUCGACGACAAGGCAAGGCAAGAGAGGGCCAAAAUCUACAACAGGCCGAGGCAAGAGAUUGCCAAGAUCUACUGCAGGUCAAGGCAAGAGUGUGUCAGGAUCAGGUCAACGGCAGUUUGGAGGUUUUGGAACUGGAAAUAUCAAUGUAUCAACCACGUACCCUUCGAUAACGGGUCUGCUUAUGCCCUGGACAGCACUUAUCAGGUUCAACCAUACACGAGAGUACUGGACCCUGGUAGAAGCUCGCCAAAAAACCCGACUAGUGUUCGUUGCUUCUGACGGAGCUGAUCUUCAGGAAGCUGCCUCUGAUGUUAAGAUGAUUAAUAUCAGUUUUUCACAAACUGGGAAAAUGCGAGGUUUGAGCAGCCUAGCGAGGGAUCCAGUAGUAAUGUCAAUGGAGUGGAAGGAUUGCACAGGUCAGCGUCUGGUAUCCAAUCCGCCUCGGGUGGUGGAUUCCUGCGGUGUGUGUGGUGGUGACAAUACUUCCUGCCUCGAUUGUAAUGAUGUCCUCUUUGGCAGUGCCUAUAAAAGGUGUGAUGUGUGUGUUGGAGGCAAUACAGGGAAGACAACGAAGUUGGAUUGUGCUGGCCAGUGUUGGGAGAGGAACAUCUUAAAGGAGGUGGGCAGUUCUAUUGUGUGUGUGCCUAAGAGCGAACCAAAUGUCACCCUCUGCGAUGGCACCAUUAAGUCAACAGCCAACAUUAACCAAUGUGGAAUAUGUGUUGAGGGAGAAACUGGGUUGAAGAAAGAUGCCAAACUGGACCAAUGUGGUGUUUGCUUUGGCCUAAACACCUGUGUGGCGUGUGAUGGUGUAGUCAACUCCACCGCCAGGACCAACAUCUGUGGAGCCUGCCUUAAUCCCUCUGAUCCUAAAUGGAAUAACUGUUCUGGCCUCCGUGUAACAAGCGAUUCUCUAGAUGCGUGCAUCAAUGACGUACAGGAUAUGAUAGUUGAUCCAGAGAAGAGAACACUGGCCGACCUGAGGAGCUUGCUCACUGUGGAAGCCGAGGUGGCCGGGGUCAAAGCCAAGACCCAUACUAUUGACAACUGCUCUCUAGUGUCUGAUAUUGGCCAGGGAACUCCAGCUGUUGCAGUUAGCUUCCAGAAUAAUGGCGUUAAAGCUGUCUUCAAAAUAUUGCUCUCUGGCAACAUGAGUCUGCAGUGUACUUUUAAAUCUAAGUAUAAGAAACAAAAUCCAUCAAUGGUUCAGCUGACAACUACUGACACGCUAACAGUGCUGGACUCCAGGGCUGUUAUGCUGGAAACUGACAAGUCGGAAGUGGACACAACCAAUAGCUCAGUGGUGACGCUGGCGGUCAAGUACGCUCCGUCCCUGAACUCUGCUGUCUGUGUCCUCAUAUACGACAUUGACUCCUCUGAUGCAGGCGAUAGUAACAAAACCAAGGAGCGGAGAUUACUGAAGGGGGAGGCGCCCCCCCGCCUGGUGCAGGAGCUGGCCACAGCCCUGGUGGCACCAGGCCGCGUCGCCUGCACAGUGCCUAAGGAUGCCAGGCCGGGCCAGGCGCAGAUUGGUCUUGUUCUCACUUUUGCGGCCCUUAUUCUUAUGUACAGGGUGCCCCUCAACCUGCCCACAAAGCCACUGGUCAUCAAAGCUCCCGCUCCCGAGGUUGUAUCAGCUGUCUUGGACUCCACAGGGGAGGUCCUCAACAUCAACUUUAAUGUGAAUGUUGAUGCCAAGGCUAAAUGCUCUCAGAUAAUUAACUGGCCCUGGACUGGACCUACAAAGUCACCGGGACCAAUUUGCAAGUUCGUGGCAAAUCAGCUGAGAGUGCAGCUGGGUCCUGCAAUUAACGUGUUAGCCAACACCUCGCUGGCCUUCAACAACAUGAGCGCUAUCCGAAGGGCGUAUGGAAAUGCCAUCACCGCUCCUGCAGCGACGGGGAACUUCACAGUCACUCAACCGGUGGUUGAGACUGAGCUGACAUUCCAGCUGACGGGUGAUACUCAGGCGUGUAACACCUCUGUAGUCAAGGUCUCCAUUACCAGUAUCAGAGGAGCUAAAAUUACAGACGUCACGCCUGUGUGGAAUAUCACCUGGGAACCUGGGGGUCAGAAGUGGAGCCAGGGAGACACCCUGCAGGUAUGGCAGAGUGUUCACGCCCUCAAGGGCAAGAUGAAGAUGUGGGCCAGCCAGCACGGCUUCUCUCUCACUGUUCCUGGCAAUGGGUUCCUGCCUGGAAAGGAUUACAUGGUGGUGGCUCAUCUAGAGACAUCAGACGGACGUAGCAGUGACGCCAUAGGUAUGACCAUCACUACCAUGCCUCCAGACCAGCUGCUCCAAGUUAGCAUCAGUGGCCCGACUGUAGUGAGGGUUGACAGUCGCUUUAAAUACAAGGCCAAAGUGUCUCUCUGCUCACACACCGACACUCUGGCAGAUGAUCUCAAGCUGCAGUAUUACUGGAGUGUUGACGGAGAAGGAACCAACACGGGCGAGUUGAUAGGGAAGAGUAUCACCCUGCCUGCUGGAAGCCUACGUGGCGGUCACGCCUACAUCCUCAGUGUUACCGUUAUAGCUGAAGACCCUACUGUCAUGGGCACUGGUAAGAUUGAGAUCACAACCGUGUCUCAAGGGUUGGAGGUCAUCACUUCCACAGACUCCCUCAUGUUGGGUUCCGUCUCUCCCAUCAAGAUUGAUGCCUCUAAGUCCAUGGAUAAAGACAAUCUGCAGGGUGCCCUGUCUUUCAGAUGGUGGUGCAGCACACAAAAUGGAGGUGGCUGUUAUACCAGUAGUGGCGGAACUCUCACGCGGUUUGAGAACACUCUCUCAGACGAUGAACUUACCAAGGCCACACUCAAGAUUCCAAGUGCCUUACUACCACCUGACAGGUACAAUAUGACCGUGGAGAUAAGAAACAGAGAGAGCAAAGCGGAGAAGACCGUGGGCGUGGAGGUGGUGGCCGGCCAGUGCGCUCUCAUCACCACCAAGCCCACAGCCACGGUCGUCGACCCACAGAAGAGGAUCCGUAUACCCGCCUCCAUCACGGGUCCAGCAGACCUACAGGUACAGUGGUGCUCGGUGAGUGAGCCUGGACUCCUCGAUGUUGACAUCUCCCAGCUGCCUGUGGGACAAAUUGCCAAGCUUGGGGGAGAAUCUAAGGAGCGGGACUAUGACUUAGUACUUCCCAAACCCAAGGAAGGGGGAAUCAACUUCCCUGGACUGGUUGGUGAUGCUUCAUACAAGUUUCGUAUCUUGGUGAAGUCUCCUGCCGGGUACUCGUGCUUCAGUGACUUACGCCUCAAAACGAACUCACCGCCUGAGGGAGGGAUCUUUAAGGUAGUGCCGACUAAUGGUAAGGCUCUUGUCACCAACUUUACCUUCAGUGCCUCAUACUGGACAGAUUCUCCAGAGGAUCUGCCUCUGGCUAUUUCCUUUGGAUAUCGCCUUGAAAGUGCCGAAGGAUUUCCUAUUGCUUGGCCAUUUAUUACUACUGACAAUGAUCCAUCUAAAACUCUACUUCUUCCUGCAGGGUCGAAUCAAUCCAAGGUUAUUCCUCUAGUAAAAAUAUGUGACAUCCAUGGUGCCUGCACAAUCAGAGAAGGCAAGGUGUUGACUCUUACCCUCGCUUCUGAGAUACCAAAGGAACUCCUCAGUACUCUCAUCAGAAAUUUCAAGGAGCGAAUGAGUGACGACGACUUGACGAAGUCUGGCCUGGACACCAUCACAGUCCAGCUAGCAACACUCACAGCCAUGAACCUGGGCUCUGAGGCCGCUGUCCUCACACAACGGGUUGAGGACGUCAUUAGGGAGAAGCUCUCCACACUCUCUGCCAGAAUGGAUAAUGAUGUGGCAUCCAUUGUAAGAUCUUUAAAUAUUCUGAAAGGUUUAAAAAACAUGUUAAAGCAAUUCCCAGUCAGCCAAGAUAUUUACUACAAGAUAAAGAACUUUGGUCGAUUGCUAUCGGCUGCGCUACUAGGAGACCCGGUCCAAGAUGUGAUCCCUGACCUACCUGUGGACACGUCUGAAGAAGGUGAAGAGGAGGACGACGACGCCGUCCAUUACCCUAGUAGUGACGAUGACCUAGAUGCUGUCAGGAAUAAAGACUCGUCAUCUUCGCGAGAGCUGCACUCACAGGGGAACAGACAACGACGAGUUAAGCGCAGCUCCCCUCCAGCCAACGGUACCCAGCAGUUGAGGAGCAUCAGUUUAGACGGGGUGGUUACAGUGCUGGAGACAUUUGAGCAAGGUAUUGUAGCAGCAGCAGCUAGUAGAGACACGACGGCAGACAUGGCAGAGCUGCUCGGUAAUCUACCCAAGUAUUCAUCUGGUCUCUGUCUUGGAAUGAGCUCACAAGAUGAGCCAAGUAGUGUUCUAGGAACCUUCGUAGCAAUGACAGUGGUGAGGUUCAGUCAGGACCAGUCAGACACCAUGUUCACCAUUGCUAAUAGUAAAGGCAGAAAAGACGACUUCGUUGAUGAUGACAGCUUUGUCAUCUGGGGUGACAUUCUGCUGGAGUACAAGGAGUGGUCUUGUGGCAAAAAAGGUGACGAGGGAAAUGCUAUACCAUGUUAUGGUGCCUGCCUGGCCACCAUGUUGCUCAAGAGUGACUACUUGUCACCCAUCACUGGUGCCGAGGAGCCAGGCAACCUUACAACGCCUGUUGCAAAGACUAUCCUAAUCAACCCUGCAACAGGUGUAGAGAUUCAAGUCAACAUGACCAAGGACAAGAUCGCCUAUCAUUUGGUUGUACUAAAUGACACAAUAAUUCCAGCCGGCUACCAAUUAAAGUGCUUUGGCUGGGACGGGGAUGAGUGGAAUGGGACGCUUUGUCUCACUGGCAAAGUUGUUACUAGAGGCAGUGUCAAGAGGCUCCGGUGCCUCUGUAAGAGUCCGGUGUAUGUGGCAGGGUUUGUAAGUGAAGUGUCGGCGUCUGCAACAACCAUGACUUCUACCAUGUUAGAGACCACCACAAUUCUCCCCACUGAGGCGCCUCCCUUCAUCCCAGAAAGUGUCCAAUAUGCCCAGAUUGUCAUUGAUGAAAACUUCCAUGAAGUGGUUGGAGAGAAAGAAGAUGAAUUUAAACAAUUAGUAGCAAGUCAAAUAGCAUCACAGCUUAACAUCUCUGAGACAAGAAUCCACAACAUGACAAUUAGGAACGGGAGCAUCAUUGUGGGGUUCGAUGUGUUGCCUGACCUCACCCGGACCUCCGACAAGACCCCGCAGAAAGUGGUGGAUGAACUCUAUGAGCUCAUCAACUCCGGAGGACUAGUCAUCUUGGGACCAACUAACAAACAGUUGAAUAUUCCCCCACAGAGUAUCAAUGGCCCAUUAGUGCAAGCGCAGAAGGAUCCAACGAAGCUGCCAAUUAUCAUCGGUGCCAUAGUGGGUGGUAUAGUGAUGAUAGUGAUAGUCUUUAUCUGUAUUGCUAUCUACCUCAAGAACAAGAAAAGAAUGGACAAGGUUGAGCCGUUACAGAUGGCUGAUUCCAAGCAUCCAACAUAUAGCUCUAUACACUUUGAGCAGUCACUAGACGGCACUGUGGCGUCCCUGGCCAAAUACCGUAAUGCUGCAAAUACCAGCAACCGCAGUCUGUCAGCUGGGGGAGCAUACUCAGACGAAGGAAUUUACAUCGAGCGCCGCUCAACCGCCAACAGCUCCCGAGCGGGAUCUGGCGGGAGUUCGUCUGGUAAAGGCAGUUAUGACUCUGGAACCGGCCAAGACGUUCCUGAGCCUUUCAGAUAUCGGGUUCCCACUAAGGAGCAGCUGGAACGCUCAGGACCCAUACCAGAGCAUAUAAUUCGGGAGAUGAAAAAACAGCGUGAAGUAUUACCAGGAACACCAGAGAACAUGUCAUAGACGUGUCAUCCCACUUCCAGUUGACCUUAUCAAGCUCUGAAAUAUGCUUCCUGGAAUUUGGAAACCUGCAGUUGAAGACAAAUUAAGCUGACGAAGUUCCCUUUCUGGAAAUGAUUUGAAAUUUCCUUAGUUUUUAAUAGUAUUUGGGUUUAUAUUAUUUUAAUUUAAAUUCUGCACUACUAUUUAUGUGAUACUUGAGCUGUCCUCUUGUUCGCUGCCACACUAAUUGAAACUUACUUCAACAGGUAUAAAGUGUUAGCGAAUAUGUACAAAAACGCCAAUAUUAGAAUGCACUUUAUUAAAGCUCAUGUUUUGUCUGUAAGCGCUUCAUCAAACCUCACACACACAUACAGGACUCACUGCUUGUGAAGAGACAAGAAUCUGAAAUGAAGUUGGAGUGGGGGGGAGAAAACGCUGAAUGAUAUAGCAUGUUGCAAUUUAUAUUUUCCUAGAUUCAGUCUAGGAAGUGGAGAAGCCAUGCUAUGUUUGUGAUGAUGAUUCUGUUCAAAAGGUGUGUAGUGUUCAAUAAAACCUGCAGACUCGAGCACUACCACACCGUCAAAUUGAAUCAAGGAAAAGUCAGUAUCGCUUCCCACUUGCUUAACUGAUUAUAGAUACCUUAUGAAUUCAGACAUACAUAAUUAAUCAUACAUCUGUUAAGCCUCAACCUCUGUCUUAUCCUCUUUUUUUCGUUUUUUCUUAAACAGUUGGCCUUGUGGGUCUUAUCUAGAUUAAUAGACUUUGUAUGUGAAACGUUGUCGUCUUCUGUUAACUUUGGGUUCCUCUACACUACCAGUAACUCUGAAUUAAUUUUACGAUAUUGAGUUAAUCUAAUAUUUCUAGCAAGAUUUACUUUCAUUUUCUGUCAACAUCUGAGACAUUCUAGCAUAAUAUUACGUGGCUAUGUAGCCUUCAAUUGUUUUAGCUAUCAAUGUUUUACAUAAAUUAAGUUUAUGUGGAUACUCGCAAGUUUUACCUUAAAACUACUUUCAUGAUUCUUCUGUAGUGUACAGGAUGUAGUACUUAAAACAUUCUUUAUUAUUAUAUAUAUCUUAAAAUAUUCUGAUUACAUACUACAACACUCACAAAUGCAAAGAAAAUUUUUUAUUCAUAACAUGCAGAGUUAACAUAGAUAAAUAACAUUAACACUAUUGCUACACAGUUUACUGUUAUUCUUCCUAAUAUAACAUGUUAACAUUGAACAUUCAUCUGCCAGUGUUUUAUUAUGCAUGAAUUAUGCACUUCAGUUCAGUCCAAACAAUGUCAGUUUAUUUGCAAUAUCAAAUACAAUAAUCUGGUAAUUGUAAAUAUCUUGUAUGUAAUGAAUAAAAUAUAAAAGUACAUUUAAGAACAAAAUUAUUAAUGCAUAAGAAUGUGAGAAUAAUAUCGUAUGAAAAAUUGUGAGCAUUACCACCGUGUUUCAGUAGCUCGCCGUGUUCAGUAUCCUCGUACUUCAUGUCUGUGGGCAAAAUAAAUGUAAUUGCCAAUUUUCCUGACCCUGUUUCAUAUAAUUUUCAUAUCAAUAAGCACACUAUAAUAAUUUACCAUUUAUUCUGUGAUUUCGGAAGUUGCAAAUUUGUACCAAACCAAAAUUUUUCAUAUUAAGGAUUGUCAGCAACGCAGAAACACGAGCCACAAGUUGAAGGAAUUCGUGAGUGCCAGGCAUUAAAUGCAUCUGAACAUUGUCUAUAUGAAGAGUAUACUGUUCAUAUGCAGUAUAUGAAUGAUAUAAGGUAUUGUCUUCAAAGUUUUAUUUUCAUUGUGUAGGGAUCUUUGGAUAAAUUUGGGUCUUCUGUAUUCUCACAAGUUUGAUUAUUUCAUCAGGAACUUAGACCAUGUACAAUCUACUGUCAAACACUAGGUGAUAUUAGUGAUAAAUAUAGUCUAUUCUUCUAUGAAUAAAUUACUUACUAUAUUUAGAUAUAAUAAAUUAAGAACGCAGAUUUCCUCUACUUUUACAUACUACGUUACAUUUUGAUUAUUAUCAAGUUUUUAACAUUAACAACUUAGUAAUGUAUAGUAGUAGGUCAGUCAGAUAUCUAGGUAGAUAUUAUUUCAUGUUAUUUUGAAGAUAGCAACCAAUUGUUGUAAUGUUCAUUUUUAGAUGUGAUUUUUUGAUGCGUAACAAGUUGAUAAUAUUUGUAAUUUUUGUUGGCUGAUAAUUAUAAAAGAAUUAGGGCCAAAGAUGAGUUUUAUAGAUCCUUAAUACUUUAUAGUAGAAGAGGAAAUAAUGUUUAUGUAACUGAGAGACUUGCUGUAAUUUGUAUUGUGAGACUGUUUUUGAGGACAUGAAAUGCAAAAAUUAGAUUUAUUUAUUUUCUCAUAUUGAUAUUAGUUUUCCCACUUUCUGUUCAUCUAUAUACGUCUCAUAUUAGAAGAAUAAAGGGAACGAUGGAAGAAAACCAGUGCACAAAAACGUAUUCUGAUCCACAUGUCACCUUAUUUGAUAUCUAUCUAUCAAUAUCUAUCUCUCUCUCUCUCUCUCUCUCUCUCUCUCUCUCUCUCUCUCUCUCUCUCUCUCUCUCUCUCUCUCUCUCUCUCUCUCUCUCUCUCUCUCUCUCUCUCUCUCUCUCUCUCUCUCUCUCUCUCUCUCUCUCUCUCUCUCUCUCGUUCUUUUUGUUACCCUUCUCAUCUGUCGUAGUGUGCCCCUAACAGCACCACACACAACCUUGCCAAGGGACGUCUAAUGAACUCAGCUCCGGCGUCUCCACCUUCGUUACGUGGUCAGGUGUGAUUGUUGUUACUUAGCCCCGGCCAGGUCUUCAGCUGAUCACCGACCACUGAUUGUUUGCUCAUUACUGUGCGGUCACCACCUCUAGAUUUACACACACACCAUCCCCGAUUUAUUUAUUUGUGUGUGUGUGUGUGUUUACUCGUCUAGUUGUGCUCACCUGGUUGAGUACACCUAGAUGAGUAUAUUCAUAUAUACAAACAGACAUUAAGACGCAACCAUGGAAACAAACAUACAGUGUAAUUGUGUGUGUGUGUACUUACCUUGAUUAUGCUCCUUAACCUCGAUUUUCCAGUCAUUCGAAGUUUAAUACAAUGACUGUUGUCUCAUUUUUCUUCUUGUCAUAUUUAAAUUUAAAACUGUGCAUUGAGUUAUCCUCGAGUACUGUUCCAUCUAACCCAUUCCACUCGUUUACAAAUUUUACGCUGCAGAAGUUGUCUGACAUCUCUGUUCAGACUCAUUUGGGUCUAUAUUUUCUCCUUCUGCUGUUCCUCAUUUUUCAUUAGUGUAUCUUUAUCUAAUAAUAAAUAAAUAUCUAUUCUUU
Procambarus clarkii (red swamp crayfish) is the source of this 12917-nucleotide messenger RNA. NCBI's taxonomy places the organism in Eukaryota, Metazoa, Arthropoda, Malacostraca, Decapoda, Cambaridae. The record is from RefSeq and is a predicted model, not a curated record.